Molecule: messenger RNA, 1038 nt
Organism: Umbelopsis ramanniana AG
Lineage: Eukaryota; Fungi; Mucoromycota; Umbelopsidomycetes; Umbelopsidales; Umbelopsidaceae
Exons: 7
Coding region: 218-940 (240 amino acids)
Molecular function (GO): protein binding; fatty-acyl-CoA binding
Source: RefSeq, a predicted model, not a curated record
AGUCGAUGCCGAAGAUAGUGAGGUGCUCAAAGGUCUUAAUAUGAAGCAGAAGAAGGCAUUGAAGAAGGGACUAAGUGGUGGAAAGUCAGCGAAUGCCAAUAACAUUGCCCGUAAAGCUAAAGAUUUGCUGAAGCCAUGUUUGUAUAAGAAACGAUAGAAAUAAAAUAAAAUAUUCGAUUCCUCAAGCAAAGGAUUUAUUCUCAGCCUCUUCACGAUAAUGGAGCAUUUUGAAGCCGCAUAUGAAUUUGUUAACUCCUUAUCCGACAGAGUUCCUAUCAACAACGAGCAGAAGCUGAACUUAUACUCAUUAUACAAGCAAGGUACCAUUGGUGAUUGCAAUGUGAAAAAACCUUCCUUAUUUGAGUUUCGAGACCGCGCAAAGUGGGAUGCCUGGAACAACCGUCGUGGUCUAUCACUGGAAGAAGGCAAAGAACAGUACGUUGAAUUGGUGGAAUCAAUGAAUAUUGGCUGGACGAGGCAAGGGCAAUAUGACGUUGAGCUUGAAGAUGAAGGCACACAGGAACGACAAGGAAUGGGCGCCUCAGUCAGUGCCAUGGCCUACGAUGGCGACUCGGAAGAAGAAGAAGUUGAAGACGGAUUUUUCUUUGCUCGAGAAGGGGAUUUGAGCAAACUAUCACAGUAUAUUGAAAAAGCAGCAACUUCAGUAGAUGACCGAGAUGAGCAGGGCUUAACAAUGUUGCACUACGCAUGCGAUCGCGGUAAUAUCGAAGCUGUAAAAUUACUUGUCAGCAGUGGGGCAGAUGUCAAUGCUUUGACCGAAGAAAACGAGACUCCUUUACAUUUCGCUUGUCUAUCUGAACGGGAGGAAAUCGCCCAAUACCUGAUAGAUCAAAAGUGUGAUCUCACCGUUCAAGAUACAGAGGGAAAUACUGCGAAAGACAACACUAGCUCAGCGUUUUGGAAACAACUUCGAGUAUAGUGAGAAGGCAUUCUAGUGAAAAGCUGGAGAUAGCUUCUAUUUUAUUUCAUUGCAUGUUUUAGUGAUUGUGUACAAAAGGCAUUUAGAAGCCUCGAUUG